This is a messenger RNA of Naegleria gruberi, 3168 nucleotides long. RefSeq lists its product as uncharacterized. Gene Ontology annotation, cellular component: membrane. The coding region runs from base 1 to 3168 and encodes 1055 amino acids. The transcript has a single exon. Gene Ontology annotation, molecular function: long-chain fatty acid-CoA ligase activity. Lineage: Eukaryota; Heterolobosea; Eutetramitea; Acrasida; Naegleriidae. The record is from RefSeq and is a predicted model, not a curated record.
AUGAUUUUCAAUCAUGAAAAAGCCAAAAUUCUAUUAAAAUUUCUCCAUUUACCUCUCACAUUCUCUCCAAAGCCUCCAGCUACUCUUUCUCAAACUCUACAAUGGACUUUGGAAAGAUACUACAAUUUACCACUCUAUGGAAAGAAGAUCAACAUUGCUAACAAUACUAAUAAUACUCUCAAUUCAAAGAGUGAACAUACAAUUUCCGAGCACUCUUCCAAAGCAAAUGAUGAUCAUCAAUUAAAUAAUAAUAAUAUUAUUUAUAAUGAAUUUAAUAAUUAUGAAUGGAAAAGUUAUGAGGAAAUUUAUUGUCAGGCUCAAGAAUUUCAAAUUUAUUUGGAGGAGAAUUGUAGUGUGGAGGUUGGUGAUUUGGUGUUGAUUUGUUGUCCAACGAGUGAAGAGUGGGUGAUUGCAGAUUUGGCAUGUGCAAUGGCUGGUCUUGUCUCAAUUCCAGUGGAUCCUAUGCUUGGUGUUUUGAAAAUCAAACAGAUUUGUGAGUUGACCAAACCAAAGGCUAUUUUGUGUUUGGACUCAACCUUGUUUGAUGGUGUAAAGUUGGAUUGCUCUGUAAACAUUGUGAAAAUUGGACCAUUACAGAAGAGAAGUAAUUUUGAUUCGAAACUGAUUGCAAAUCUGUCUGAAAAGGAAGACGAAACCUAUUUAUUUACAUUGCAACCAACUAGUGGAUCAACUGGCAAUGUUAAACUCACAAAAAGGACUCGCUCUAAUUGGCUUAAAAGAGAAGGAAAUAGAGAAACCAUUCUUCUUAUCAAUUCCUUAUCCAGUCCUUCUUCACGUUCUUGGUUGUGGACUAAUCUAAUGCAAGGUGGUAAGGUGGCAGAAUCUUCAUUGGAAACUUUAAUAUCAGACAGUCAAAUUGUUCACCCAACCCAGGUUUCUUCCACUCCCAUAGUUUGGGAUCACAUUUCCUCAGUGGUACGAAAGGGAACAAUCAAACCAACAGCAUCCCUGGAUGGAACAAUAUCGUGGAUGAAUACUCUUUUUGGUCCAAAAUGUAGAGCUGUUACAAAUACAGGUGCAGGAUUGAGUCAAUCAACAAGAGAAUUGAUGACAUCGUUGUUUGGAUCUGCUUUUGGAGAUGGAUAUGGUAGUAGUGAAACAGGUGGAAUUGCAAUUAAUGGUAAACUAUUACCAGGAGUUCAAAUUAAAUUAGUAGAUGUACCAGAAAUGGGCUAUUACUCAACCGAUAUUCCAUAUCCAAGAGGAGAGCUCUAUGUGAAAACUAGUACCAUGUUUGAUGGUUAUUUAAAUGAUGAGAAAACCUAUCAAGGAAAAUAUCAAGAAUGGUUUCCAACAGGUGACAUUAUUCAAUUAUUAUCACCUGAUGAAAUUCAAGUUAUCGAUAGAAAGAGUUUUACAAUGAAACUGAAGAAUGGAAAAUUUGUUUCAUCAACUUCAAUAGAAAAUUCUCUAAAGAGCUCAAAGUUGUUACAAGUAAUUGUAAUUGUGGAACAAUAUUCUGGAAAAGUAAUUUCAGUUGUAGUGCCUAAUUGGGACUUGUUCAAAGUCUUUUUGAAAGAAAAAGGAGUGGAAGGCUUGAGCAAAAGUGAAAUGUGCUCCUCUGAAAAAUGUAGAAACGAAGUAUUGAAAGAGUUGAAAAGAAUUCAAUUAUCAGAAGGAUGUAAUCCAGAUGAAAUUCUAAGAGGUGUUUUAAUUAAGGAGAAUUUAUUUAGUGUAGAGGAUGGUUCUCUCAAUCCUUCUUUAAAGAUUUCCAAGUUAGAGCUUGUUUCUAAAUUUUCAAAGGAAUUUCAGGAACUGAACAGUAAUAAUGUUGCAGAGAAUGAAAAUGAUUCAAUAGAGAAAUAUUUGAAAAUUUUGAAAGAUAUUUUUGGCCACGAAGUGUCAAUGGGCAACCAUUGGACAGAACUGGGUACAAAUAGUAUUACUGUUACGAUGAUUGCCAACAAGUUAAAUUCAACAUUUGAUAGCCAAAUAUCAUCAAGCCAAAUUUACAGAUCUAUCACAGUGGAAAAUCUAGCAUUUGAAUUAUUUAACAAUACAAAUGCAACUCAUCAUAUAGAAGAGAGAACACUAUUAUUACAGGAUAUUCAAUCUGUUCUUCCACAAACAGAUGGAACCAAUAGAGCAGUUCCACCGGCUCCACCUCAAACAGUCUUUAUGACUGGUUCGAGUGGCUUUCUUGGAGCCUAUAUACUGGAUAAUUUGACAAAACUUGGUGUUAAGGUUAUAUGUCUAAUUCGCUCCAGUCCUGAAAAGUUUUAUUCAAGAAUGGAAUAUUAUGGAAUUUCACCCAACAAGAAUCUAAUUGAACUUGUUAAAGGAGACAUUUCAAAACCUCUUUUUGGAUUAUCAGUCAUUGAAUUUAAUAAUAUAAGAGAAAAGACCCACUCUAUUAUUCAUAGCGCAUCUAAUGUAAAUUGGCUUCUUCCUUACUCUGCUCUUCGUCAUACGAAUACACUUCCUGUGAAAACAAUAAUGCUUCUAUCAAAUUCAAAUAUUCCAAUCCAUUACAUUUCUAGCAUUGCUUGUGCAGAGCCUGGAUCGUGUGAAACUCUUAUACCAGACAUUCCACAUGACCCUGCAUCUAUGGGUUACGGUACUUCAAAAUGGGCCUCUGAAUACCUUCUAUCACGCUAUUCUAAACAAGACCAAGGUUCGGUUGUUAUUUACAGACCUGGUCAUCUAGUUCCAACAUCUGUCGAUCAGGUGGUUGGACUGAAUGAGAAUGACUUUGUUUCUGUACUGAUUUCUGGGUGUAUUAAAGCAAAAGCAUUUCCACCAUAUAGUGGAGCUGUGGAAUGGACAAGUGUUGGAACAACUGCUAGUUUAAUAGUACAAUCUGUUAUGAAACAAAAAGGUCCACUACCAUCAGAAUUUAAUAUUUUCUCUCCAUUGUCUACCAAUUAUGAAGAUUUAUAUCAAGCUAUAUUAUUGGAGGGAUAUGAGCUUAAAAAGUGUAAUAAGGAUGAAUGGAACAAUAUUCUAAAACAGAAAGAUAAUCCUCUUAACAGUGUUUCUUUUCUACUCGUUGAUGGAUUGAAAGGAACUAAUUUAUCAAAACGAUUUACUUCAUCUAAUAUCAAAUAUCUAGAAAGAGACCUUUCAUGGCCAGCAAUUUCAAUCCAGAAUAUUAGAAAUUGGAUUAGUCACUUGCAAAGAAUCAAGCUUAUUCCUCCACCAAAAUGA